Molecule: messenger RNA, 972 nt
Organism: Aureobasidium musti
Lineage: Eukaryota; Fungi; Ascomycota; Dothideomycetes; Dothideales; Saccotheciaceae
Source: the annotation of a GenBank genome assembly
AUGCAUCUUUCUCAUUCUAUUCCCAUUGUUCUCUUCUCUGCAUUGGUGCAUGCAAGAACCGACCUUACAGGCUGCACAAGAACCGACGUCUCAUCACCUGCUGGCGCCUCUUACGCCUGGAUCGUCCCCGAGACUGGAGAACUAUGCGACCCUCUGGAUUGCGGAGGUGGCAGAGCCCCUCCUAAGACCACCGUACCUGGGUGUGCUCUGUAUGUCGGUACAGAGACCUACAAGCCUAGUUUUCUUGCUGGGUUCAGCGCUUCCAUGACGGCUGGUGGAAUGGGAAGUGUUGAGGCGAGUGCUUUGACUACUGCUGCGCCUACAUUGACUGCUUCUGCUUCUGCCGCUGCUGCUGCUACUGCUACUGCUACUGCUGCUACGGAUGAUGAUGCUGAUGCUGAUGAUGGCGAUGCGGACGAUGAUGAGGAUAUUUACGAUCUGAGCGACAUGUAUCCCACAGGUUGGAACGACAUGACACCCCAGCAAAAGAGCAGUUGGGUAUCGUCUUACUGGACAGUAGAUCCUACUGAACCCAUCACAGCUAUGGCAAGUGCCACUUCGACUGGAGCCAGCACUUCAGCUCAACAAUUUACGACAACUUCAAGCGUGAUAAGUGCUUCGAGCGCAGCAUCUUCACCUUCAAACUCGACUAUUUUGAGUGCCACUCCAGCGACAUCAAUCACGACAAGCACAAGAGACCUACCUACCUUGGCUCCAGCUUCCACUACAUCAACAAUGACAACCACAAGUUUGAGCAUGAGCAGAUCGUGGGUCAAGACCAUUCCGACUUUUGCGAAGGGCGCUGCUGAUGUCGAGAUCGAUAGGGCGAGUGUGUCUUCAUCUGGUUCUGCAGCCAAGUCAUCUGCCUCUGCAUCUCUGGUGGAUUCUACUGGUGCAGCUGAGAAGGUUGGAUGUGCUAUUGGUGCUGCUGGGGUUGUUGCUGCUGUGGCUGGAGCUUUGGCUGUCUUGUAA